AAUGAUAAUUUAAUAAUUUCACUACCCGAAUUGCACUUUAAUCCCAUCUGAAAAUCAUAAAACUCAAACAAAUAUCAACAUCAUCUUCAAUCACUUACAAGGCGCCAUAUGAUAUUGUAGGAAAAGUAAUGAGCAUCUUAAAAAUAAUAAUGAGGGUAGUGUACAAUCCAUACCCUCAUUUCUCACUCUAUUUGAUUUUGUCUCUAUCUCUCUCUAGAAUCUCAUAUAAUGGCAUUUGUUUGUGAGAAGGUUGUAAUAUUUUUUAGUUUAAAGGACAUUUUUGUUUAUAUGACAUUGCGAGAGGAUAGCAAUUCCUUGUGAGAGAGUCAUAAUUUUUUUUAGUUUAGAGUGCAUUUUGGUUGGCAUAACUUUCAAGGGUUGAAAUUUAUUUUUUUUUAAUUUAGAAGGCGUUUAGUUGGUAGAUUUUGUAAUUAUCUUCUUAUCCUCUCCUUCCACCAAUUCUCUCCUACAAACCCUCCAUUCACCAUCUAUGUUCUAUCUCUAACCAUAACUUUAUCAUCGAUGUCUCCCAAAUACUUCAUCAUGAUGAGCUUUGAUCUUAUGCCAUGUUUUUCUUCUUCUUCUUCUUCUUCUUCUUCUUCUUCUUCUUUUUUUUUAGAUUUGUUUUAUUUUUAUCUUUAAAUUUAGGAAAGUGAUUGUCAAGCCAAUUGUAUUCAUAUAUAUUAUUUUUAAAAUUGAAUUUUAUGUAGCUAUAUUCACAUUUGUGUUGGUUUUGACAGUCUCAUAAUACCAAUUUCCACUUAGUUGCCAGCAAAAACAUGGCUUUAACCAUAGGAUUUAUACAAUUCUAUAUAUGUGGCUUCCUUUUUAUGUUGUGCAAGACUACAAGGUUUUGUUUUCUCUCUUUUUUUCCUCUAAUUUUGUUUCAAGUUUGAGGAAAUCAUAUAAUUUAUUUAAAAUUAAAAUGAUAAUUAACAA
Messenger RNA from Rubroshorea leprosula, 939 nucleotides. NCBI's taxonomy places the organism in Eukaryota, Viridiplantae, Streptophyta, Magnoliopsida, Malvales, Dipterocarpaceae. The record is from the annotation of a GenBank genome assembly.